Messenger RNA from Homarus americanus (American lobster), 677 nucleotides. RefSeq lists its product as uncharacterized. The annotation marks the transcript as partial. The record is from RefSeq and is a predicted model, not a curated record. The transcript has 5 exons. Lineage: Eukaryota; Metazoa; Arthropoda; Malacostraca; Decapoda; Nephropidae.
AGCAUUGCAGCUGGACCUGUUUUCCUCGCUAGCUCUACCUCGUGCUGUCUACAAGUGACUCAAACCUUCACUAGUCCUGAUUACAGGUUGAGGAUGAGAACCUUGUUGUUGUUGUGGCUGCUGGUGUAUAGGUCCUGUGCUCUGGAGAUAUUGUUCGACUUCAUCCAUGUGUCAGGAAUGGGGUUUCAUAGUACCACCGAGACCAACGCGUCAGUCACCACCAAAUCCCUUUGCAGCUGCAGACAGCAGUGCUUCUCGCAGUCAUUCUGUAACGCCUGGACUGCCAGUAAGGUUAACGCUCAUUACGAGUGUCACUUCAGUAUUCACGGACCCCAGCCUCCAACUUCACCUUCUCCCCAACCUGGUGCGGUGUACAGCUACAAGAUUACUGGCCUGAGUGGGCUGAUUGACGUGCAUGAAGGGACGGAUGGUGAUAUGUACUUUGUACCUGAUAAAGAGUUAAAUUUUAGUACAGCCAUCAACUACUGCCAAAAUAUACCCGGGUUUCAACUUGCCCUUUUGAAGACAAGGGAGCAGAUUGAGAUUGCCAACACAAUUUCAUUACAAAUACAAGAUUCGUUUCACAUCCACCUGACGCAUAAAGACCCAAGUACCCAGAUAUGGGGCGAUGGUACCGAACUUACUGAGGACCUGAAAGACUUGGUGAAGAUUCCUUG